AUGUCCAAAACACCCAUCGCCCUCCCAGAAAUCUUCAGCCAAAUUCCACGACACCAGAUCCUUUACCCACACCCAUCACCAAUCCACUCACUCCCAACACUAACCCCGCACAACCCCCCACACCCCCAAAUCUCCAUCUUCGCGAAACGCGAAGACCACGGCGCACCCCUCGCCUGUGCGGGCAACAAAUACCGCAAACUCGAAUACAUCGUUCCGGACAUCCUCUCCGCAAACCCACUACACAAUAACCAUGAAAACCACCCAAGCACAGGCAGGCUGUCCGGUCCCGCCACAAUCCUAGUAACCGAAGGCGCAAUCCAAAGCAACCACACCGUCCAAGUCUCCGCCUUAGCCCGCAAGCUCGGCCUCAAAGCCCUGGUGCUUCUCUCUCGCGGUACAGGCGGGGGUCUACGCGCCAGUCAAGAUCCAACCACAUUCAUCCGAACCGGAAAUGUGCAGAUAAACCGUCUUCUAGGCGCAGAAGUGCGCAUCCUUGAUGAAAACGACCCCCUCGCCUCUGACGCCUUUCCUGUCCUGGAAGAUCUGCGUGCACAGGUCUCCAUCCGCUUGGGGGGGCUAGGUUACGCGCGAGCAGCGUUUGAGAUCGCGGAACAAGAAGUCGAGAUGGGCCUUGGUGGAACGGGCCAGUUUGAUUUUAUCUUCGUUGCGUGUGGGAGUGGAAGUACGAUUGGCGGGUUGAUUGCUGGAUUCCGAAUGCUGGACUCAAUGGGCGAAGAGGCCGGUCGUCAAAUUCGGCCCCGGAGAAGUGUUAUUGGCGUGCUUAACUCGCCGACAAAACCGCGGUCUUACCAUGAAGAACGAGUUCUGUUGUUUGCGCAGCGAGCUAGCGCGCUUGCCGGGUUUGAUACAACGGGGUUUAUUAGUGUUGAUGACGUGAGGCUAGAGGAUCGGUUUGUUGGGACUGGGUAUGGGGUUUUGGAUGUCGAGACGAAAGAGGCUGCGGAACAGAUGGCGAGGAUGGAGGCUGUUGUGCUUGACCCGGUUUACACUGCUAAAGUUGCUCGCGGUAUGCUACAGUGGAUUCAGGAGGAAGAGAUUCGAAAUUUUGCCCGGUUACAUUCUUUGGACAAGGUUAAUGUACUAUUUAUUCAUACCGGGGGUCAGGCUGCAUUAGGUGCAUACGCAGAUUUGAAUUAA
Messenger RNA from Penicillium manginii, 1158 nucleotides. RefSeq names its product 1-aminocyclopropane-1-carboxylate deaminase/D-cysteine desulfhydrase. Lineage: Eukaryota; Fungi; Ascomycota; Eurotiomycetes; Eurotiales; Aspergillaceae. Bases 1 to 1158 code for a protein of 385 amino acids. The transcript is spliced from 2 exons. The record is from RefSeq and is a predicted model, not a curated record. Gene Ontology annotation, molecular function: D-cysteine desulfhydrase activity.